UUGCGCCGCGCAUACAGUUGUUGCUACACGUGUGUUAUUGUCUGUGCUCCCGUGAACAAAAUGGCGGACAACCCUACACCUGGCUCAAGCAAGCACACUUCGAAUAAACAAGAAAUAAUACCAAGAAGUGCUCCAGAAAAGCUACGUAUUAUAAGACGUCUCGCCAAACAAAUAAGACACAAGCCGAAAAAGUUUACAUUUACGAAAAAUACUAUCUAUGAAGUUACUGGUUUACACCCAGAAAACUUACGUCAAUUAUAUUUGUUUGAUUCCGAUUUAAUAGAACCAAUUUCAUUAGAUCGAUCAAUAGUUUACAAAACCUGGGCUGAAAAUUGCAUAAAAUUCAAAUUACUUACAACUGAGCAACUGUUUUGGGCGUUAAACGCGAAGAAUAUACCUGUUUAUAUGGACAUAGGUGAUUUUAGAAAAUGGUUAUAUAAGAAUGAUUUUAUGUGGAUACCAGGUUUCGGUGGCGAUUUGGUGGUUAUAGAAUGUACUGAAGCACGUUUUGAGAGGUACUUGUACCUGCAGAAUAUGGCGCGUUACAGGGCAGAAAAUAAACAAAUAUUCUUCAUAGAUCACGCUACUUUUAAUUCUAAGGGAAGACUAGUAACUUUAAAAGAAAGCAACGCAGUAUUGAAGAAUGACGAACGUUUGGAAACUUAUCAACGAAUUCUUUUUGCUGUCUCCGAGGCUGGUUCUGACUGUUUGCAGUAUGUUGAAGGUUUCACAGAGAAAGUGUUCCUCGAUUGGAUAAACCAAGUAUUUCUGAUUGCUGUAGGGAGACCCAGCGUUGUUGUACUGAGCUACGAUAAGCAUCAUAGUGAAGAGAUUAUAAAAGUACCAACUUCGGAGAGCACGAAACGAGAUUUGUGCAAAUGGCUUGAUUAUUUCAACGUGCCUUACGAUGCAGAGAUGACCAAAUUGACGCUGCAUGAGCUGAUUCAAAAGUAUACUGAUUUAACAGAGAAGAUGUAUGCAGUAGAUGCUGUACUCAAGGCGAAUGGUCACACUGUAUUGAGGAUACCGAAUUGUAUUAGAAAAUUGACUCCAGCAACGUAUUAUUCAGAUAUGGUGGAUUUGAAUAUGAAAGUCAAUUUUGUUAAUGAAACGAGUUUGGACAAAGAGGUUGUAAUAGAAAACAUUGGUAAUAUAUUUGAGACUUGUUCUCCACAUGAAGCUUGGGCAGCCAUAAUUAAAGAAGAACAAUCUAUUUUGGCAAUGGAUUCAUCAGUCGAUGAAUUCAUAAAUGAAAUUAAAGGUGCACGGAUUAAAUCUAUAUUAACUCCAGAACGAAUAGCGAAUAUUGAUUCUCCGUCGGAUGACUCUGAUUCGGAAUAGUUGUUAUUUAGUAUUAUUUUAUUAAGUAUCUUGAUUUUGUCUUCCUCAAUUCCUUGUUUGUUAACUACCUACUUAUAUUGUCAAUAAAAGUUAUUUUUUUAAUGGA
This is a messenger RNA of Spodoptera frugiperda (fall armyworm), 1447 nucleotides long. RefSeq lists its product as uncharacterized. The transcript has a single exon. Bases 61 to 1341 code for a protein of 426 amino acids. NCBI's taxonomy places the organism in Eukaryota, Metazoa, Arthropoda, Insecta, Lepidoptera, Noctuidae. The record is from RefSeq and is a predicted model, not a curated record.